Molecule: messenger RNA, 3195 nt
Organism: Engraulis encrasicolus (European anchovy)
Lineage: Eukaryota; Metazoa; Chordata; Actinopteri; Clupeiformes; Engraulidae
Gene: bicdl2l
Product: bicaudal-D-related protein 2-like
Exons: 6
Coding region: 804-2135 (443 amino acids)
Biological process (GO): vesicle transport along microtubule; Golgi to secretory granule transport
Source: RefSeq, a predicted model, not a curated record
GUCCCACGCCACAUUAUGAUAAGUGUGUGUGUGUAUGUGUGUGGUGAUGGUUGGGGGGUAUGGAGGGGAUGAACCUGAAAUCAGUUUAAUAUAAUGUUAAUGCUCUAAUGGACCUUUCUAUUUAAGUUUAAAUAGCCAUUGCAGACAUACCCAGUUGAACUUACAGAAAUGGCAUUCUAGUUACUAUCACAUUCUCACAUUAUAUUAAAUUAUAUUUGGCCAACAUUAAAUGUCUGUAAGUAGUCUGUAAAAGUAUACAAGGUUUGGUUUGAAAAGUGAUGGAUACAUUAAUAUGGCAGGUACACCAUUGUCUAGGUACACCAUUUUUGCAUUACAUUUGUGAAAAAGUGGUGGGGACAAGCUAGGUUUACUUCAAAAGUGGCAUGGACUCACCAUCCACACCUAAAAUGCCCAUGAGUGCUUGGAGCAUUAAUAUAAUGCAAUGUAGGCUACCAACUUUGCAAGUCUGCUUUGGUGGAUUGCAACAGGAUGUGGCAAACUAGCAUGACAAAGAAGGAAGCUUGAACGUAUUUGGGUGUGGGUGGUAAGUGUUAUAUUUUAGGGACUUGUGUUGGCCAUAUUUUUAGGUACUGCCAUAGUCAAUUAACUUCCCCUUUUAUUCACAAGACAGCUGACAUCGCGAAUGACGCACCGCCCCAAACAAACCGUUCCAUGAUGACGGUGUCUCGCCCCACAUCCACAGACAGGUAGAACAGGUGGACCAACAUUCCACAUGUGGUUCCACCGCUCGGCCCUUUACUGAAACCAGUGCCGCAAUCACUGCUGUUAUUGUUGCAGAGUCCAUGAUGAACCCAGCGGCUACAUCUGAGACGGGGAACUACAUUGAGCCGGUGGUCUUCGCCAGGCGCAAUGUCUGCACCCCUUUGAGCAUACUAGAGGGGCUAAUGGAACCAAGGAGCUAUGAAUACCCACGGGGUGAGGAAGUGGAGGUGGGUAUCGUUGUCACUGACACAGAGAGUGUGAGUUCUCUUCCAAGCACCGAGCCGGAGGAUCAGAAGGAGGGCGACUGUGAUUCGAUGGUGGACGUUGCAGGAAACCUCGAAUCCAACUGUGGUCAGUCGGAGAACGGUGUUUUAUCCGAGGAGUGCGAGGGACCUGUGCUGGAGGUUGUGGCUGAGGACGAUCUUGGGCCCGCCAUGAACUCACCACGAAGGCCGUAUGUCGACGGUACUCUGCCAGACCUACUGAGGAGCGGCAGCCCACUGCGACGGAGGGUGUCCAGUCCAGUGUCCAACACGCUGAAGGAGGUGCGUCGGGAGGUGGAGUUGGGACGGCGCCGGAGCCUGAAGCUGAAGGCCCAGGUGGAGCGUCUCCAGACACAGACCGACUCCAACUGGAGCCAGCACAAGCAGCAGGUGACCGAUGAGGUGCAGGGCAUCUUGAGGCUGCUGCUCCCCCUGACGGAUAUGACCCCGGGUCAGGGUGACUCCUCGUCGGGGAGCAGCACUCUGGACACGGCCCUCAGCCAGCUGCAGCAGGUGGCACGCACACUGGCCCUCAACCACACCAAGCAAAACAGCAAGGAUGAGGACAGUGCCAUUCUCCAGCAGGCCCUGCGUGACAGAGACCAGGCUGUGUCAAAGAAGAAGGCCAUGGAGAUGGAGCUCCUGAACAGCAAGACGGAGAUGAUGCUGCUCAACAACCAGCUGCUGGAGGCCGUGCAGCACCGACUGGAGAUCUCCCUGGAGCUGGAGGCAUGGAAGGAGGACUUCCAGCUCCUCCUCCAGCAGCAGGUGUUGUGUCAGCAGCAGGCGGCCGAGCAGCAGGCCCAGAAGAGGGGCGGUCUGCUGGGCACGCUGGGCAGGAAGACCGGCAAGUCUUCCAGACCUCCACCAUCACCUUCCCCGUCCCGCCUAUCUGCCUCUGCCUCUCCAGCCCCAGCUCCCACUCCAGCCCCCACAUCAACUACAACUACUCCCCAGACUUCCCCCAGAGCAGCGGCCGAGAGGGACACCCCCAACCGCUGGAGGGUGAAGCUGAGGCGCGGUCGGACCAGCAGAGGGGCUGAAGAGGCAGCACCAGCACCAGCAGUGGAGAGCAGUAGAAGCCAAUACUCGCCACACCCAGUAGGGGGCAGCAGAGGAGGCCAGUUCCACACCAUCUCCCUCGACUGACGGAGGAUAAAUGAGCCACCAUUAACACCACGCAUGACUUUGGGUAGAGGACUGAGCAUAGCAUCAAGGGGUUAAAUCCCAGGCACACUGGAUGGCACAAGGCACAAGUGAAAUGGGAUCGACAGAUAGCCAGAUAGUUAUUGGUUAUUUUUUGUCCGUCAUGGGUCCCAUAGAGCAGCAUGAUUUGACUAUGAAAAUGGAUGUAGCUACUGUUGUCUUGAACAUGGACAACUUGGCUUGCAUCUGGCCACUCCAGUGUAUGGGAAGAUGCUAUUGGCUGAUGAAAACAGCUUUUUGCUGUAUACACUCAGGCCAACUCAAUAUUUGUUGUUGCUCAAUCACAUGUGGUCAAAGAAGGUGGAUCUAACAAGUAGUGGCACUCAAUCCAUAAAAGACCUGAGUGUCGCUUCUUGUUAGAAAUGUAUAUCCUUUGAUGUGAUUGUGUAUUUUCUUGUUCUACUUCCUCUGAUUCAUUGGGAGGGACUAUGGGUGCGUUGCAAUAUGCGACCUUGCCUCCUCCACUUGCUUCUCGUCAUGAUGACAUCACUGACAACAGCAUUAUAUUUCAAUAUCUUGCAAAAGCUCAAUUGUAGAGUCUUUUUCUCAUUUGCAAUUGGGAUGGUGAAUGAAAAACAGUCCCUCAAAAGUUGUUGUGGCUAGGCUGACAGCUGGGAAACUUAAUCGUUUUCUCCACGGAGGAGGGGCCAGGAGGCGGGACGAGGAGACAAGCGCAAGUGAAGGAGGCAAGGUCGCAUAUUAAAACGCACACUAUUUAUCCAUUCCAUUUGAGCUGCCGUAUCGUAUGCAGCCUCACAGACCCAAACUUUAUACUUUCUGCUCAAUGCGAAUAGUGAUUGAAUCGAAUGUGUAUAUUCUUAUUUGUAUAUUCUUAUUGAUGCCAAAAUCAACACAGGCGUCUUGUUCUUGUAAAUUGCUGGUGAAAUAUAGAUCCAGUUCCGUUCACUCUGUAGCAUAAUGACUGUUUAUACUGUUUAUGACAUAACUGACUUGCUUAUAAUCAGACAAUGACACAGGAGGAGUUUCCUUUAGUUUAUUUUUG